CCCCUUUGACGUAGUUUUUUCUGACAUUUUGUAAACAAAGGUUUCAUCCCUGACAAGUGUAAACGUGGCUUUAGUAGGUGAAUGUGUUUGGAGCGCAUGCGCAAGCCUACGAGAUCAUAGUCGCCAUAUUUCCAAUCUGUCUAAUCUGAAAAUUCAGUGAUCGCGCAAUGUCAGUGUUGAAUCAAAGCGGGGAAGAGCAAGUCGAGUGCCCCCUGUGCAUGGAGCCCCUCGAGGUGGACGAUUUGAACUUUUUCCCGUGCACUUGCGGCUAUCAGAUUUGUCGGUUCUGCUGGCACAGAAUCCGGACCGAUGAAAACGGUCUGUGUCCAGCGUGCCGCAAGGCCUACUCGGAGGACCCCGCCGACUUCAUCCCCCUGUCUCAGGAGCAAGUGGCGAAGCUCAAGGCCGAGAAGAGACAGAGGGAUCAGCAGAGGAAGGCGAAGCUGAGCGAGAGCAGGAAACAUCUAGCGAGUGUUAGGGUCGUGCAAAAGAAUCUGGUGUUUGUGGUGGGGCUGCCGAUGAGAUUAGCCGAGCCCGAGGUGCUCAAAAGGCACGAGUAUUUCGGCAAGUUUGGCAAGAUACAUAAAGUCGUUAUUAAUCAGUCGACGGCGUAUGCGGGCUCACAGGGGCCCAGCGCAAGUGCCUACGUGACGUAUAUGAAAAGCGAUGACGCUUUACGCGCCAUUGAAAGUGUCAAUAACAUAACAAUCGACGGACGUCUCGUAAAAUCCAGUUUAGGAACGACGAAAUAUUGCAGUCACUUUAUGAAAAAUCAACCAUGUCCAAAACCGGACUGUAUGUACCUCCAUGAUUUCGGAGAUCCUGAAGCUAGUUUUACGAAAGAGCAAAUGCACGCCGGGAAACAUCAAGAAUACGAAAAGAAAUUACACGAAGCGCUGUUACAACGGACUAAUAACAAUAAUACGAACGUGACAACAACAGAGACAAAACCGACAACAAAAAGUAAAGAACCGGUGGCGGCUGCGACGCCAACGAAUGGCACAAAUAAGGAUAAUUGGCCACAGUUGAAUUCCGAAAAGGAGAAUAGUAAGGAAAAGAAGGCGGAGAAGUCGACGGAAAGUAAAGAUAAAGUUACGAAAGGCAAAAGUAAAGAAAAAUCGAAAGAGAAGAAGGAGAAGAAGCCCGAAGUUAAAGUCGCAAAGGAUAAGGAAGAGACGAAGAAAGAGAGUGGAGAGAAAUUAUCAAUAUUGGACGAUAACACGAGUUUUUUUUCGCACAAUUCGUUCCAAAAAAUCGUCCCCGAAAAUCGAGAAGACGACGACAGUCCCAAUCAAACAUCACCGUCUCUUCUAACCGAUUCUCUCCCCGACAUAAACACGAGCGAAGAUUGGGCCGCAGCUUUCGGUUUUAAUAAAACAAGCGAGACAACAGUUCGGUCCGAAUCGAGUCAAUCGCCAAUCGAUUCGUUUUUCCGCACCGACGAUUUUCGUAAUAUUAUCGAAGCCUCACUUACAACAGCCAAAAAUAACGGUUAUACCAAACCACCACAACCAGCCACCACAACAACAACAACAUCGGAGAAUUAUUUCGGUAAAGAGUCGGGUUUGGAUCAACACAUGUCCAAGUUUUUUAUGGAUUUUCAUACGAAAAAUGGCCAGAAAGAGAGUAACGGUUUUACGAUGAAUCAUAAUAUGAACGGGUUUCAAGUGAAUAAUUAUUUUAUCAAUCAGGAUCGUUUGUUCUUGUUGCAACAGAAAAAAAUCGAGGAACAUUUAGUGAAUCUCUCGUUGAAGCAACAGAAUCAGAGUUAUGGCGGGUUUAUGAAUGGUGAUGUAGUGGCACAGAAUGGCUAUGGGGGAGGGUUUCAAGGACAGAUGUAUCAGAAUCCACAACCAGUGCAAAAGAGUCGGACACAUGCGGAGGACGAUUUGGGCUUUGAUCCCUUCCAGGAGACGCAGAAGGCCUUGGCUGAGCUUAUAGCGAACGAACAGAGUUAUAAGGCACAUAGUAAUGUUAGAGGAGGUAUGUCGUCGAGUCAAAUGAACGGUGUGGUCCACAGUCAGAGCGGUAAAAGUCACUUACCCCCGCCCCCGCCCGGUUUUGUACAACCGACAACACAUAUGAAUUCAUUCGGUAGUAAAAUUUUACCAUUUUUAAAUAUGUCAAAUCAACAAAUUAGUUCAUCAACACAACAACAACAACAAAACUGGCCUAGUUAUAAUUCGCAAGUGCAGCCGCCACCGCCACCACAACAACAGCAGAAAAAUGCAAACAGCUGUAACGAUUGGAAGGAUUUCGAUUCGGCAAUAGUCACAACCAGUCGUCACUACCCAAUAAUGGGACCGAUAAAUAAUCCUUUCAGAUCGUUACAACAACAGUUAGGUACACAACAAAUACCGAACGGAUCGUUACGAUCGCACGAAUUUACGAAUAACGCAUUUUCAAAUUUCACACAACAGUUGCAACAACAACAGCCGAGUUAUUCAAAUUAUUCAUCACAUUUAAAUAAUACAACACAGCAACAACAACAGAAUCUGAGUUGGUUUACUAGCGAAUUAAAUACACAAAUAUCAAGUCCACCCGGAUUUCGAACUGCGACUCAAACGUCUAAACAACAAGAAUGUUAAAAAACACGCAACGUCUAAGGUGUCUGGAUCCGUUAAAUAUAUAAUUUUUUUCUUUGGAUUUCAUUUUUCUUUCAUUUUCUGAUUUAUUACAUACGUGAUGAGCGUUUCCACAAUUGUGCAAUAAUACAGAUGGAAAAAGCCGACUGGAUAGAAUUGUUUCGUUGUUAUUAUUUAGCAGGAUCCAUGCAGUUAAGUUAUUCUAAUUAUCAAAGAAAGCGUAAAAAGAGUACUAAAAUGUGCUUUAUUUUGUUAUAAAAUUCUGUGGGUGCUUGGCCAACAAUCUUCAAAUGAUUAAAAACUAAUAUUAUCCUUAUAUUCAUUUGAUUAUAUGAAAUAAAACAGCUAAAUAUAUAAUACAAUAUCA
Tribolium castaneum (red flour beetle) is the source of this 2952-nucleotide messenger RNA. It is a transcript of the gene Cnot4, whose product is annotated as CCR4-NOT transcription complex subunit 4. Bases 168 to 2588 code for a protein of 806 amino acids. The transcript is spliced from 8 exons. The record is from RefSeq and is a predicted model, not a curated record. Gene Ontology annotation, cellular component: CCR4-NOT complex. Gene Ontology annotation, molecular function: ubiquitin-protein transferase activity; RNA binding; metal ion binding. Gene Ontology annotation, biological process: protein ubiquitination. NCBI's taxonomy places the organism in Eukaryota, Metazoa, Arthropoda, Insecta, Coleoptera, Tenebrionidae.